UCUAGGCUCAGCAUUUGAUCUGUCCUUGGGUUUGAGCUCUUAGCCAGUAUGCCUGCCGAUUACAAUGGAACAUGGGAAAUGGAAUCCAAUGAAAACUUCGAAGGUUACAUGGUUGCCUUAGGAAUUGAUUUUGCCACUCGUAAGAUUGCAGGACACUUGAAACAAACAAAGGAAAUUAUUCAAGAUGGAGACAAUUUUAAGACAAAAACACUCAGUACUUUCAGAAACUAUGAACUGAAUUACACUGUGGGAGUAGAGUUUGAAGAACGGACCAAAGGGCUUGACAACCGAGUUGUGCAGACGCUUGUGAGUUGGGAUGGUGAUAAAUUAGUAUGUGUUCAGAAGGGUGAGAAAAAACACAGAGGUUGGACGCACUGGAUUGAAGGAGAUAGACUGCAUCUGGAGCUGACAUGUGAAGACCAGCUGUGCCAUCAAAUAUUUAAGAAGAAAAAGUAAGCUGACCAGAAAGUCCAACUGGUUUCUCACUGUGCUAUUUUUAAAGCUAUGUAAUGACUACUUUACAGUGUCAUCUGAGAACAUUGCUGUGCACUAUUAUCUCAGACAAACACGUCCUUUAACACUAAUAUGGAAAUACUUCUGCACAUUUUAAGGUCUCUUGCCUUUCAACUUGGCAUUAAAUAAAUAAUUCUCAA
Pelodiscus sinensis (Chinese soft-shelled turtle) is the source of this 653-nucleotide messenger RNA. RefSeq names its product retinol-binding protein 1. The record is from RefSeq and is a predicted model, not a curated record. NCBI's taxonomy places the organism in Eukaryota, Metazoa, Chordata, Testudines, Trionychidae. Gene Ontology annotation, molecular function: lipid binding.